UCUUGAGUUCACCAAAUCCCUUGAAGUUACAAGUAGUGGUUAGCAUGCAGGCUAACGCGAUGGGCGUGCGGACAUUUAAAUAGCUUAUAAAACAAUACAAACUAACUGCGCAAAAAUGGACGAAGGAAUUGACGAAAAGUAAAGUAACACCCCCGGGUUUUUAACUGCAAUACUUAUAGUAAAAGUCGAAGCGCCUAUUUUUAACAUGGCUACUCGACAAUACCGGAGGGCCACAAUGAUGAUCAAGCAGGACGACGAUUCCGACGCGGAGGAGUCCACGCUUUCUUUCAAGAAACCAGACGGUCGUGAGCCCCAGAUCAUCCACAGCGGUCAUUUUAUGGUGUCUUCCCCUCAUACCGAUCACCCCCCGAAGAAAGGUUACGACUUCGACACUGUAAACAAACAAACCUGCCAGACGUAUCACUUCGGGAAAACUAGCACGUCGCAUCUGUCUAUUGAUGCUUCUCUGACGAAACUCUUUGAAUGCAUGACGCUUGCAUACAGUGGAAGGUUGGUGUCACCGAAAUGGAAGAACUUCAAGGGCCUCAAGCUGCUGUGGAGAGACAAGAUUCGCCUCAACAAUGCCAUUUGGAGAGCCUGGUAUAUGCAAUACGUAGAAAAGAGACAGAACCCGGUUUGCCAUUUUGUUACACCUUUGGAUGGCAAUAUGGACUCAGGAGUGCAUCGGCCAACAGAGGCAAUAGCAACAGAAGGAAAGUACUGGAAAAGGAGAAUUGAAAUUGUUAUCAGAGAAUAUCAUAAAUGGAGAACAUAUUUCAAGAAAAGAUUACAGAAGCACAAGGAUGAAGACCUGUCCAGCCUCCUCAAGGGUGCGGAGGAACAGUUUUCACUGUUUGGGGAAGUGUGUCCAGACACCUGCCGUGUCCUCUUCUACCAGGACGAGGACAUCAGCGCUGGAGGACGCCGCAGGUCCCGCAGGAGCCGGGAUUCACCAGUCCCAAUGGAGAUGGACUCACUCUUUGACAUGGAUGUGCUCAUGUCUGAAUUCUCAGAUACGCUGUUCUCCACAUUGGCCUCUCAUCAGCCUGUAGCGUGGCCCAAUCCCAGAGAGAUCGCUCAUGCAGGUAAUGCGGAUAUGAUCCAGCCAGGCCUCAUUCCACUGCAGCCCAAUUUGGACUUCAUGGACACGUUUGAGCCUCUGCAAGAUUUGUUUCACACCCUGCGUCCACCGAUCUUUCCCUCCACUUCCCCCACUGCCCCGUCAGUCACUCCCUUAACCAGCAGCAGCUCCCAAACACAGGCUUCCUUGCUGUCAUCCCUGCCGCUCUCCACAGAGCUUCCCUCUCUGCCGCUGGACUACCGCCUAAUGCCCUCUGCUCCUCUGCCCAGCCAUCUCUCGGUGGCCAACCAGGACAAUGGUAACUCCGUCGGUCCGUCCUACCAACAACCCUACAUGCCUCUUUUCACAGAGCAAGUGAGCUCCUCCGUCCCUUCUCUACUGCCUCCCCCAGCUCCACCUCUCCCAGCAGCCCCACAGCCUCUCGGCACAGUCACUACAGUCCCCCAGCCCAGCCAGAGCGACCCGCCUACUUCAGUAAUAACGCACACUGCCUCCUCCACAGUGACUCCCACUGAUGCAGCCACUACCGUCAGCCACAGGUCCAGUUUUGAGCUGCCCCCUGCGCCGUCUCCACAGCCUGUGGUCUCCAGCUCUGCCUCGCUCGGCUCACAGCCGGUCAACUUCGCCUUGCCCAAAUCCAUCCAGCCUCCCAUCUCUAGCAAAAAGUCCAGACACUCACAGAGACCGAUUGUCCCGGCGAAUCCACUGCCGUCUCCUCAGCUCAUACUUACAGGUCCCACCAGUGCUGUCAUAGUCACUCCGUCUCCUCUCACCACUGAUGUUGUCUCCACCACCGGUAUGGUCAUUGCCUCCUCCGGUAUUCCUUGUGGUUCUGCUGGAUUUCAUAUUCUCCCUCAGACGCAGAAGUCUCCUCAGCUAAUCGUACCCAAAGAGGAAACUGCCACCACUGUAUCCAACAAGAAGACAUCAGUGCAGUCAGCAAGUAAAACGCAUGAUGGCCGGAUCUCAGGUCAAGGGUCGCCACUGGGAGCAGAACAGGUGCCAAGCCCCCAGUCGCCCCUCAGCACCAGUACAGGCAUGGGCAAAAAUGAAAACAGUCAGAGUCGCAGAGUGAACCACAUAUCUGCCGAGCAGAAGAGGCGAUUCACCAUAAACGUCUGCUUCAAGACAUUGUGCAAUCUUGUGCCGACCCUCAAGUCUCAAUCAAACAUUAGUAAUGCUUCGACACUUCAGAAGACUGUUGAUUACAUUGGCAAACUGCAACUAGAGAGACAGCAGAUGCUGGAAGAGACCAAGAGACUGCGAGAGGAGAUCGAGGAGCUCAACACGUCCAUAAGCUUGUGUCAGGAGCAGCUUCCUGAAACAGGGGUUCCCGUCACACGCCAUCGCUUUGACCACAUGAGGGAGAAGUUUGAUGACUAUGUGAAGAACCGAACUCUUCAGAACUGGAAAUUCUGGAUCUUUAGCGUCAUCAUUCAGCCUCUGUUUGAGUCCUUCAACGGGACGGUGUCUACAACCAACAACACAGAGUUGUGUGAAACCACCAUGCAAUGGCUGGACCGUUACUGUUCCCUCCCAGCCCUCCGGCCCAUGGUGCUCAGGACGUUACGGCAGCUCUGCACCAGCACCUCCAUCCUGACCGACCCCUCUCUUUUACCUGAGGAAGCCAAAAAGGCUGCUCUCAACCCUAAAAAACAUUCCUCAGGGUCUUAGUUUUAACACAGUGACUUCUGAACUGUGCUUCUCAGUCGUAUCAGUCUUCAGGAGCCUCCAAAACAACACCUUGCGCAUGUGGAUCUGAGGAUCUGUGGUUUGCUGUUACUCGCUGAACUCCUUCAGAGUGGUGAAAACUGCUCGCUUGUGUACUUUACAGUUUGAGCUCUGUGUGUGUGUGUACAUGCUCAUUUUUUUUGUCCCUCGCUUGCGCACCAUAGAGCACUAGUUACAAAGCGGCCACUUUGGGUUUAUCUAAAUGGGCCGGUCCAGAAAAGAAUAAGCCUUUUUUACUAAAGCUGUGGCGAGAAUUUGUUUCAAGUAAUUGAUUCUGUAUUGAUUCAGAGAUUUUCAAAAUGUAUCGCUAUUCUCUCCUGAAUGGAUUCUGAGCUUAGUUUUUACCAGCAGAUGGCGCUGUAUGCUUGCCUUCAAUUCCUUACAAUUACCACUUUAACCUAAAAUAAGUGUCUAUAGGGAGCUGUGUUUACAUUUGUCUUGUUACAUAAAAGCCUCAGUCGAAUGCACAGUAGCCAAAAAAAGCUAGCCCAGACCACCGUCUCCUGUUAAAAGCUAGCCUAUAGCGCCUGUUAAAAUCUAGCUUAGAGUGUCAUCUGCUGUUAGAAACUAGCCUAGAGCGCUGUCUGUUGUUAAAAAUUAGCCUAGAGCACCUUCUGCUGAUAAAAGCUAGCCCAAGAGCGCCAUCUGCUGUUAAAAGCUAGCCUAGAGUGCUGCCUGCUAUUAAAAACUAGCCUAGAGCGCCAUAUGUGUUCAACUAGCUUAAAGCCCUGUCUGCUUAAAAAAUAAAUAGCCUAGAAUGCUGCCGUCUGCUGUUAACCUAUCGGUUAUUAGAAACUAGCUUAGAGCACCGUCUGCUGUUAAAAACUAGAUUAGCGUGCCGUCCGCUAAUAAAAGCUAGCCUAGAGUGCCAUCUGCUGAUAAAAGCUAGCCCUAGAUCGCCAUCUGCUGUUAAAAACUAGCUUAAAGCGCCUGUUAAAAGCUAGGGAAGAGCUCCAUCUUCUGUUAAAAAUAGCCUAGAGCGUUGUCUACUCAUAAAAGCUAGCCUAGAGCGCCUGUUAAAAGCUAGCCUGAUGAUAAAAACUAGCUUAGACCACCAUCUGCUGUUAGAAACCAUCGUAGAGCAUUGUCUGCUGUUAAAAGCUAGCCUAGAGCGCCAUCUGCUGUUAAAAAUUAGCUUAGAGUGCCGUCUGCUGUUAAAAACUAGCCUAGAACACUGUCGUCUGCUCUUAAAAAGCUAGCCUAGAGUGCUAUCCGUAAUAACAAAGCUCAGAAUUAAAUCAAGAGAGAAUAUCGAUGCAUUUUGAAAUUCUCCACCACAGCUUUAUUUAUUUUAACCAUACAGACAUAAUUGAUUUCAUUUUAAAAUGGCAAACCAAAGGCUGCAUCUCUUGUUUACGUUCAUCCUUUUCUUUGCGCUUCUUGGACUUUGUUACAUUAGAGCUGUUGCCUCUAGCCUUGUGGAUUUUACCUCUCAGGGUGUGUUUUUCUUAUAUUUUUAGUGUCUUCCUUAUUUCAAUGUGGUUAUUUAGAGCCCUUGUGGAAUCUGAUGCUGAGUUCAUCAAAACCUGCAGCACCACUUAAAGGGACAGUUCACCCAAAAAUGAACAUUUUCUCACCAUUUACUCACUCAGUUGGUUCUAAACACCCUUACAAAUACCAGUUUAACCUAAAAUAAGUGUUUUUAGAGAGCUGCAUUUACAAUAGUCUUGCGACAUAAAAUCUAACGUACAUGGUUCAGUCGAAUGCACAAUCGCUUUGUAUGGAUAAAAACUAGCCUAAAGCGCCAUCUGUUGUUAAAGAUUAGCCUAGAAUGCUGUCAGUGUUAAAAACCAGCCUAGAGCAUGGUAUGCUGAUAAAAGCUAGCCUAGAAGGCCAUCUGUUGUUAAAAACUAGCCUAGAGUGCUGUCUGCUGAUAAAAGCUUGUCUUAGCCCGCCUCUGCUGUUAGCAUACGAUGCUCUAGGCUAUUUGUUAACAGCAGACGGCACUCUGGGCUAGCUUUUAUCAGCAGAUAAAAGGCUAGUUUUUAACAGCAUAUGAUGCUCUAGGCAAUUUGUGGUUAAAAACUAGCCUAGAGCACUAUCUGCUGAUAAAAGCUAGCCUAGAGUGCCGUCUGCUGUUAAAAGCUAGCCCUAGAGCGACAUCUGCUGUUAAAAUCUAGCCUAGAGUGGCAUCUGCUGAUUAAAAACCAGCCCUAGAGUGCCAUCUGCUCUUAAAAGCUAGCCCUAGAGCGCCAUCUGCUAGUAAUAGCUAGCCCUAGAGCACCGUCUGCUGCUAAAACUAUUAUAGAGCGCCGUCUGCUCAUAAAAGCUAGCCUAGAGCAUCAUCUCCUGUUAAAAACUAUCCCUAGAGCGCCAUCUGCUGUUAAAAACUAACCUUGAGCGCCGUCUGCUGUUUAAAGCUAGCCUAGAGCGCCAUCUGCUGUUAAAAACUAGCCUAGAGCAUCGUAUGCUGUUAAAAACUAGCCUAGAGCGCCGUCUGCUGAUAAAAGCUAACCCUAGAGCGCUAUCUGCCAAGCUAGCCCUAGAGUGCCAUCUGCUGUUAAAAGCUAGCCUAGAGCGCCGUCUUCUGAUUAAGUUAGCCCUAGAGCGCCAUCUACUGUUUAAAAGCUAGCCUAGAGUGCCUAGAGUUGCCGUAGUCUAGCAUGGAAAUCAACUGCUGUUUUUCCCUCCAACAUUCUUCAGAAUAUCUUCCAUUUGUGUUCAACAGAAGAAAGAAACUUAAACAGGUUUGGAACAAGUGGCGGAUGAGUUAAUGAUGACUGAAUUAAAAUUUUUGUGUGAACUAACCCUUUAACAAAUACCAGGAUCUACUGAUCAAGACUGGAUUUUAACGCAGUUAAGUGCAUGAGCAGAAGCUAGAUGUGUAUAAAGACAAAUAGCAUAACUAUUACUAUUCAUAUGAGCGCGAGGUACAUUUGAUAUGCCUUAAAUUGUGUAGAUAUAUAAAAGGGAGAGCCAAGUGAAUUAAACCCUGUUGAAAAAAAUCUACUGGGAUAGGAUUUUAGGCAUGUUAUUUUAAACUUAAAAAUAAUAUUUUAAUAGCAUUUGAUAGCCCGAUUAGUAUGUAUAUUGGAGGAAGUAUUUUUGUCAGACCCCUAUUUUUAGCAGUGUCUAAAUUUUUGGAUUUACAUCUGUUAUUACAUAUGAAAAGUUACUAUUCACUGUGUGCUCUGAAUGCUUUUUUUUGUGCAGUUUAUUUGUGGAAACAAAGCAGAUGGAUCUUUCCAACUGUGUGUUCCCCAAUCCAAAAAAAUAAGUGUUUUGUGUUCGUUUAUAUGUACAAGGUGUCUGAAUUUGUCAUAUUAGAUUUGUUAGUAAAAUAUAUGUAUGUAUGCGUGUGUGUGUGUGUGUGUGUGUGUGUGUAUGUAUUUUUCAUAAAUUUAAACCAGAUACUAGUGGUGUAAUAGAUCACAAAUCUCACAGUUCGGAUCACAUCGUUUUUUUAGCCAUGAUCGGACCAUUUUUCGGAUCAGCCAAAAAGGGGAGGAGACAAAUGUAAUUUUCCAUUUAUUACAAAAACAGCACUGCAAGAAACUUCAGGUAUUAACAAACAGAACUUAGAAACUGUAAUUUUAUUAAAUAUAAAAUUAAGAAAUAAUCAGCUUAAUAAAAAUAAAUAGAAAAAUAUUCAGUACUGUGAAAAAUUCACUGUUACUACUACUGUUGCUGUUAACACAGUGUAUAAUUCUAACACAAUUUGUACAAUCAAUAUUUAUUUUUAGUCUUAUUUUCAAUAAAUGACUAUUUAUUCACUCAUAAAACUUAGUUUCAUUGCUAGAUGGGUCAUUUUUGAAGAAUUAUUCAGUGGCAUAUUUUUGAUGGCUGGUUGCCGCCACCUAUUGGUUAAGUAAUGUAAUUGCUGCCUACAACUUUCAUUUUUGAGCAUCAAAUUAAAUAUGACGGUGAUUAAAAUCUUUACCAUAAACAUCAGUGGUUUUAUCUAAACUAUAAACUGUUAUCCCAGUACUGCUGUGUUAUUUAUCUUUCUUGAUUUGUGUGUUUUUCAAACAGUGAUUCGAAGGAUUAAUAAACAUAUGCAAAUCACCAUCAUUUAUAAUGUAUGUUGCGUGGGUGUUGAGAUCCUGAUCUUUUAAUGAUUAAUCGUGCAGCUUACACUGAAUGCAUUAAUGUAGGCUAAACAAGUAGUGACAGAAAACACCUUUAAUAACCUAAGAAACCCACCACAUCUCAAAUAACCUACCACAACUCUAUCAUUAUGUAACACAAAUUUAGGAUUAAUUUACAAGUAAAAAUGUAUUAAUCUGCAGGUCACGUGUGUUCCGAACUGUGGGUUGUGAUUAACUGUGAUCCAUUACACCCCUACCAGAUACAGUUCUUUUUAAGCUACUUGCAUUACAGACUGCGGUUCUGUCUGCCUUCUGUUUGUAAAAUAUUUACUUUUACAGGGUAAAAUCUAUAAAUUCACGAUUAUUUCCAUCUAAAUUCUCCUUGUUGUUUUUGUUAACUAUUUGGGAAAACAUACAAACACCUUGUAAACGAUUUCUCCUAUUUGGUUUUGAUUAUUGAGUACAUAAAAAUGGUUCAAAGCCACUUUCUUGCCUUUACCCAAUAUUAUAAUAGAGUACGAACUCCAUUUUCACCAUAGCAAAUUUUAUUUGAUUUUUUCAGGUUGUUAAUUGGUUGUGUCCUUAUGAUUGCAUAUGUUUGUGUAGAUUCAGUUUGUAUGUAAAAUGAUUGUAUUUAAUAUCAGAAUUUGUGCAUAAAACUACAUAACCCAUGAUGCUAUGCAGGACAUUUCAUCAGUCAGCGAGCAAGAACAGAUAUGUAGCUCCGCCCACACCAGUGGAGCACUGCUGAUUGCAUAAGACCGUAAAUAUUUACAUAUGCAGAUUUUGAAAACUUGAGUUACAUUGUUGCAUCUUUAAAUACAACCAACUUUUAAAGAAUACAUUUCUGUAUCGUUUUUAAUUAGAUUAUGCCUUUUGCCAGGCUUCAUGGGACUGUAGUAUUUUUUUCCCCCCUCAUUAAAGCCGUAAAAUACA
Messenger RNA from Danio aesculapii, 7776 nucleotides. It is a transcript of the gene mlxip, whose product is annotated as MLX interacting protein. The coding region runs from base 206 to 2755 and encodes 849 amino acids. Gene Ontology annotation, molecular function: DNA-binding transcription factor activity, RNA polymerase II-specific; protein dimerization activity; RNA polymerase II cis-regulatory region sequence-specific DNA binding. Gene Ontology annotation, cellular component: nucleus. The record is from RefSeq and is a predicted model, not a curated record. The transcript has 17 exons. Gene Ontology annotation, biological process: regulation of transcription by RNA polymerase II. Lineage: Eukaryota; Metazoa; Chordata; Actinopteri; Cypriniformes; Danionidae.